AUGACCCAGAUUACAAAUUAUCAUCGUAGCAUCCGAGGACACGUUCAUAGGGUGUACUUAUUAAAAGGCCCUUGUCAACCUCGUAAUUACAAUUUUCCACGAAGGAAAAUUGGGCAAUCAUCAAAAAGGUUUAACGCUUCAUGGUUUGCUAAAUUUGGUGGUAGGUUGGAGUAUGACAUAGCUAAAGAUGCUGCAUUUUGCCUUUGUUGUUACCUUUUUAAACCCGUCAUAGGAGACCAAGGAGGUGAUAAGUCUUUUGUUGUUGAUGGGUUUUCAAGUUGGAAGAAGAACGAAAGGUUGCAAGGUCACGUGGGAGGUGUUAACAGCUCUCACAAUCAAGCUUGGAGAAAAUAUCAAAAUGAGAAUCUCAGAGCUGUUUUGUCAAAAGAUGUUCCUGAACACCUUAAGUUGACAACACCUAGUAUUCAAAAGGAUAUUCUUAACGCCAUUGCAGUUGAAACUACCAAUGCUAUUGUUAGAGAACUUGGUGAUGGCAUGUUCUCUAUUGUUUUUGAUAAAUCUUGGGAUGCAUCGAUGGAGGAGCAAUUUAUUGUUUCUUUUAGUAUGUGGAAAGUAGGGGAUAUGUGA
Camellia sinensis is the source of this 588-nucleotide messenger RNA. The record is from RefSeq and is a predicted model, not a curated record. NCBI's taxonomy places the organism in Eukaryota, Viridiplantae, Streptophyta, Magnoliopsida, Ericales, Theaceae.